Messenger RNA from Adineta steineri, 534 nucleotides. The record is from the annotation of a GenBank genome assembly. Lineage: Eukaryota; Metazoa; Rotifera; Eurotatoria; Adinetida; Adinetidae.
AUGCUCGCGCAAAUUGCUGUAGAAGCCACACGAGUGGUAUUAAUUUUAUUCAUCAUUUUGGGCACAUUUGGUAAUGUACUCAAUUUAUUUAUAUUUACUCGACCUACACUUUUAAAAUCACCAUGUACAUUAUAUCUUCUUGCUGCUUCAAUUGACAAUAUUCUAGUCAUUUAUACAACAUUAUUAACACGAUUACUUGCAAAUGGUUUUUCUAUUGAUAUAACUAUUACAUCCAAUGCUGUAUGUAAACUACGAAGUUAUGUUGGAUAUGUUUUCUUUGCUGUGUCACCAUAUUUUUUCGUUUUGGCUUGUUUUGAUCGAUAUUGUUCAAGCUCACCAUCAGCAGCAUAUCGAUCAUGGAGUAAUAAGAAAGUAGCAAAACGAUUAAUUAUUGGAGCAAUUACAUUAGCUUGUAUUUUAUAUUUUCAUAUGGCAAUAUUUUUUGAAAUACAAUCAGGCGAGGGUGGAUUAUCUUGUAAUUGUCGACCAGGAAUUUAUGAAAUAUUCUGGCGAAUAUUUUAUUUAAUUGUGAUG